This is a messenger RNA of Saprolegnia diclina VS20, 1746 nucleotides long. RefSeq lists its product as hypothetical. The record is from RefSeq and is a predicted model, not a curated record. The transcript is spliced from 12 exons. Bases 1 to 1746 code for a protein of 581 amino acids. Gene Ontology annotation, biological process: magnesium ion homeostasis. Lineage: Eukaryota; Oomycota; Saprolegniomycetes; Saprolegniales; Saprolegniaceae.
AUGGACACCGCUUCGAAAUGUGGCAGCGCCGAUAGUACCAGUAGCUGGAGCGACCUCGAAUGGACGCUGCGCAUCGGGUCUAUCGUGCUCCUCACGUGCCUCGCCGCGCUCUUUGCCGGCCUCACGCUCGGCUACAUGUCGCUCGACACCAACGGGCUGCAGAUUGUCAUUGACGCCGGCGACGACCCGGACGCGACACCCGAAGAGAAGAAGAACGCAGCGUACGCGCGCAAGAUCGCGCCGAUCCGCAAGGACGGCCACCUCCUUCUGACGACGAUGCUGUACGGCAACGUCGGCAUCAACUCGAUAAUGGCCAUCGCGAUGGCCGACAUGACCAACGGAGUCAUCGGGUUUCUCUUGACGACGGUGAUCCUCGUCAUCUUUGGCGAACUCAUUCCACAAGCCCUCUGCUCGCGCCACCCGCUGUCCAUUGGCGGCAAGUCGGUGCCGAUCGUCAAGUUCUUCAUGGUCAUCUUCUACAUCGCGGCGCGGCCCGUUGCAUCGAUCCUCGACUACUGCAUUGGCCAUGAGAUUGGCGCUGUCUACUCGCGCACCGAGAUGUCCAAGAUGCUCGAGAUCCACGUCAAGCAGAAGAUGCUCGAUGCGGACGAGACCGACAUCAUGAAGGGUGCCAUGUAUUUCAAGCGCAAGGCCGUCGCGUCCGUCAUGACGCCAAUCGACCGCGUCUACAUGCUGCCCGUGACCACAGUCCUCGACUUGGAGACGAUCAAGAUGAUCUACCACACAGGCUACAGCCGCAUUCCAGUCUACGGGAAGGACCGAAACGACGUCGUCGGGCUCAUCUUUGUCAAAGACCUUAUCUUCGCCGACCCGGAUGAAAAAACAACGCUGCUCAACUUUGUCCACGUCUUUGGCCGCGGUGUGCACCGCGUGUGGCCCGACUCGACGCUCGGUGAAGUCAUGCAGGCGUUCAAGGCCGGCCGGACGCACUUGGCGCUCGUCCAUGACGUCAACAACGACGGUCCGGGCGAUCCGUAUUACGAGACCAAGGGCGUCGUGACGCUGGAAGACAUUGUCGAAGAGAUCCUCCAAGAUAAGAUCUAUGACGAGAGUGAUGAGAUUGACCCGGAGACGCACCGCAAGAACCGUCUCUCGCACCGCAGCUACGACCCGGGCAUGUCGCACCUCUUGGAGGGCAAGCAAGAAGUCAAGUACCUCGCGCGCCCCGAGGCGGAAGCCCUGGCCAAGCACCUCGUGGCCAACGACCCCGUCUUCUCGACCGUCGACAACAACAACACGCCGCUGAGCGAGUCGCAUUUGGCGGCGCUCAUUCUGACCAAGUGCCCCGUGCUCGAGUUUCACACGUCGGACGCGCCCCACGCCGACCUCUUUGUCGAGCACAAGGUCACCAACCACGCGCUCAUCGUGCUCCACGGCCACGUGCGCGUCACCGCCCACGAUGGCGAGGUCACGACCGCCGGUCUCUGGUCGGUGCACGGCGCCAACGCGCUUCUGGUGCCCGAUGGCUCGUACGAGUCGGACAUCACAGUCGAAGUACCUUCCGACGUCUACGUGCGCUGUCUGCGCAUCUCGCACUUGGACUUCCAAGCCACCUUGUACCCGAUGCAAAUCGCGAGCGACGCCAGCGUCCUCCAGCUGCGCCGCGUCGAAAUCAAGAAACCCCGCCCCUACUUGCGUCUGGAGGCGGGCUCUGAGCAUCUCGAGCACGUACGGGAUGCCCUUGGGCUGCUUGCGCCGGGACCGGCGCGGACGACGCUUUGGUAG